CUACUCGUUUCGCUAUGCGUCAAAUGCCUUUCUCUCUCGAGGAUGAGAGAGACGGCACACACCCUCGUGCACGGCACAGGCAGGCAGAAGCGCUCCACCACACAGCCAUCCAAAGAGAUAUAUAGAUGUGGCGAGUGAGUCAAUAAAGCAGCCAAAGGCAGUCACACAUCGGCCUCAGCAUCACAUCAAAAUCGGCCAGCAGCGGAUCUUACCGCACCAGAUGAACCCACACCCACACCCAUCAGAGCCAACGUAGACCGACUGACACCCAUCAGAGCCAAGCCAGCCAUUCGGUCACACAUCAGCAGCAGCAGCUGUGUCUCGAAGAAACGGAUCGCCUUCAGAGAUGAUGACAGCCAGCACCCAGGGGAUACCCUCCUGACGACACACACACAUACACACACAGGGGGCAGGCAGGGCGACAUUCCCUCAUGGUGACAGAGGGACAUGUAUCGCUGCUCACCCACCAGCCAUUGACUGAGGGAUCCAUCGGCUGCACCUCAACUGCGCCACCGUCACCUGCCGAAGCCACGACACACACUCACACACGCGAAUGAAUUUGAUGGAUGUGGGGGCAUCUGUGGUUUGUGUGGCUGCCUUUAUCCACACCGACGGUGUCAGUAUCAUCGCCGCUGCCAUCGUCUGAAUCUGCACAUGCCGCACACAAACAGAGAAGGCCACUGUCGUUAUCUCGCAGCGCUUGAGCAUCAUCUUGUACUGCGCACACACCCACACACACACUGUGCAUCUCUGCUUCUGCAAAUCGCAGCUGCAGACGCACCCACAAGUGCGUUGUGUGUGCACCUGAUUGAUCGUGGGAGUCCCUAGUCGUCCUGCGGCACUCGUUGCACCUGAUUGGUCAUGCAGUCUUCUCUUGCUCCAUGGCCAACUGCCCGUACGUCUCUCGGUGGCCGCCGAAGCGGCCAAAUAUGCGUUAACACACAGACGAGAAGAGACACGAUGAAGUUCCUUUAGGGCCUUCCUUUCUCCCUCACCUACGCAGCGGCGGGCUGCCGGGGGCAGGCGUGGAUGAAGUAGGUGCAUCGGAGAUAUAAGAGGGAGACAGUGAUCCAUCUGCACACACACACACGAGACACAUACGCACGACCUGAUCAGUAUAGAAUACUUCGACAGCUCACCUUCGAUGUGCAAUUGGCGGGACAAUACAGUGCAGUUCAAAGUUGUCAUCGGCCGAUCUGCACACCACCCAUCCCCGGAGAGAGAACACAAGACAAGUAUCCCUUGUGUGUGUGCGUGUGUGUGUGUGUGUGUGCUGUUGGUCUGGCUAUGGCUUGUGACGGUGCCGUCAACAAGCGACGUACUGUUCUCCAACACACAUAAACACACGAGAUGACGUUGGUCGCCUUAGUAUUCCCCUCUGGUUCGCCAUGAUGUUGUCCUUUUCAGCAUGCCGCAACUUCAUCUCCAACAGCACAUUCAUCUGUGCGUCAGACAUCCCCUUGCUCUUCCGCGUGUUGUCAGCCUCGAGGUCACGCUGACAUGGAAGACACAGCUGCUGCGAGAAUGAGAACAAGAAGCCGAUCGAAUAUAAAAUGUAGGCAGCAAUUGAAGGCCUGCAGACAGACACACAGACAGACAGACAGACAGACAGGAAAGAAAUCAGUCGGUCUGUUUGCACUCGCCCCACACGUUGGCGUUCGUCCACGAGGUAAGUAUCCGUGUGGAGGGGGCCGCACGUGCUGGGGCGCCGUGCAUGUCAGGUGGCGUCGCACCUUGAGCAGGUUUGCAGCGUCCAUCGUGCCUUCUCUGGCGGCUCCUGCGCCCACGAUUGUGUGAAUCUCGUCGAUGAACAUGACAAUCAUCCCUUCGGCCUCCUCCACCUCCUUCAGGACCGUCUCGAGCCUCUUCUCAAACUCUCCUCGGAGCUCGGCACCUGAUCGAUGCGGUGCGAUGCGAUGCCUCCAAUGAAUGGCGGCAAUGAAUGGAUGGAUGGCGAUGUGAGCGGCUGGCUGGCUGGACGGCUGACCUUCAAUCAUGGCGCCCAUGUCGAGAGCUACAAGUCUCCUGUUCUUCAGGGAGUCUGGCACGUCACCCGACACAAAGUCGCCUCGGAACUCGGGCGAGGGGACGCACGGGCUCUCCUCCGGGCGGGACGAAAGGGGGGAAGCGGACACCGACGACGCCGGGAGGAUGGGGCUGGAAGGCGAGGCUGAAUGUCCUCAUCAUCCUCGUGUGAGUGCCGGCGAGCGGGGAGGUCACUCGCGCGGCGCCAGUGGAUCGACACACACGAUCGGCGUUUGGCCUCCUUCUCGAGCCUGCAUCCACACAAUUAGGAAACGACAGGCAGUUUGACGCAGUACUUCUCCGUGCGUGUCUUGAUUGAAGAAACGGUGCGCGCUGUAAUCAAAGGGGCGCAGACAGACAAUGCCGUGUGGAUAAUACAUGUAAGAAGGUUGGCGGCUUUUACUGACUUGCGGGCCCUUGGCCCGUGGCGUUGGGCAGCAGGCGUUGACGAGGUUUCCGCCUCCUCCACCUGCUUACAAUUUGACAACAACAAAUUGAGCUCAAUGCCUACCUGUCUGUGCGCCUCCGUGCACAAGAAUCGAAAGAAGAGACUUCAGAAUAUAAAAUGUAGACAACGAUUUCCAGGCCCGACUGCCUGCAGACAGACAGGUAUCUCAGUACAUGUCUCUGUCCUCUUUUGAGACACAGACGACCGUCAGACGUCAACACACGCAUUCCGGCGCUUGUUUUGUUUGCAAGCGCCUCCUUCUGUACUUGUCAAGUGCUGUUGGCGGCGGCAAGGGGCGUAGCUUGCUUAUAGGCGGCGGCCCGAGAGCAGGCGGUGCAGGUGGCUGGACGAAUGCGUGCUGUUCCUGCAUUGAAAGAACAACAAAGGACCAAUUGAUUCAUGAUCUUUUCUUCAUUUCCUUCCGCCCACCCGUCCGCGGAGAUUCACGUAAGCGGGACCAGGCCCAGUCUGCAAGGGGAGGGGGGGAGGGGUGAAAUGCAUCUUCCAUGCUCAUCAUAGAUCAACAGGUCUUUCUCUCUGACCCCCGCAGAUGGAUAUCCGUGCCUCGUUGGCGUUCGCCCACGAGGGGGAGGGGAGUUUGCGAGUGGCGGGGGCCGCACAGACUGGGGCGCCUGAGUGCCGUAGGGGGGGAGGGGACGCACGGGCUCUCCUCCGGGCGGGACGAAAGAGGGGAAGCCAACACGGACGACGCCGGGGGGUCGCACGGGUCCCUGAGGAGUGGGGUACGCGUGGAAGGCGGGGCUGAAUGUCGUCAUCAUCCUCGUGUGAGUGCCGGCAAGCGGGGAGGUC
Messenger RNA from Vitrella brassicaformis, 3283 nucleotides. NCBI's taxonomy places the organism in Eukaryota, Vitrellaceae. The record is from the annotation of a GenBank genome assembly.